This is a messenger RNA of Danaus plexippus (monarch butterfly), 3314 nucleotides long. RefSeq names its product lysosome-associated membrane glycoprotein 1. Bases 91 to 963 code for a protein of 290 amino acids. Gene Ontology annotation, cellular component: membrane. The transcript is spliced from 6 exons. Lineage: Eukaryota; Metazoa; Arthropoda; Insecta; Lepidoptera; Nymphalidae. The record is from RefSeq and is a predicted model, not a curated record.
UUAGUAUCAUCCAAAUGGACAUAUAGUGUCCAGUUUUGAUAUUGUUCAACAGAUAUUUUAUAACAAUAAUCAUUGUAUACUAGAUACGAGAUGUCUUUUAGGAACUUAGCGUCGAUCGCGCAUUCAACCAUGGGUAGUCUUGGAAAAUUGUUGUUUUUAUCGCUGGUGGUGAGUUCGGUGGCUGGGCUCCAGCUAGACAGCCAGGCCUCUACAAGACGACCGAGGGUCACCAAAUACAGCAAGACCACAGUCAUGCCGGGAGGAUCCACGGAGCCAGCGACGGAGAGAAGUUUAAUGACAGCGACGUAUCGUUUACAUGGAGGCGGAGAGACCUGUAUCCUGCUAACAGUGGACGCUCUCCUCGAUAUAUCAUACGUCACCAAGUUGAACGAACGCGCUGACGCAAAUACUUUUGUUCCAAACAACGCGAACGUCGCCGGAGUCUGCAAGGAGAGUGACGUGGAAACAUUAGUUCUCUCUUUCAAAGAAUUUUCGUUGGAAUGGACUUUCGAUAAGACGCCGGGCGGUGAGCGCUGGUAUGUGGACAGUCUCCGCUUGACAUACAACUCGAGCGCUCGUAUCUUGGAGCACGCGGCUAAGCAAGGACGGAAGGUCACCCUCACGACUGGACCUCGAGCCCUAUUAUUCCCUACACCCGUGGGAAAAUCAUACUUCUGCCCGGAAGAAACCAUCGUGGAACUGGUUGAAGAUGAGCCUAGCAACCCGACAUUAGCUCAUCGCGCGAAGUUGUACCUCCGCCAGAUGAGGCUCCAACCGUUCAUGUUCAAACGCGAAGGUGAGUUUGGUCCUCCGUGGCAUUGCUCGGAAUCCUUGUCUCGCUCUGAGGCGGCGCCGGUGGCCGUGGGCGCAGCCCUGGCCGUGGCCACCGCGGGAACACUUCUGGGAUACGCGAUCUUCAGGUAUUUGAAGGUCAAGAAGGUGCAGUACGACACUAUGGAGUGAGGAUUCUGAGCACACAUAUGAUUUUUUUAUUUUACAAUUUAUGUGGUCUUCUUGAGUCAGAUUUCUUUUGUUUGUAGUCUAAGGCUCCGUCUUGAGUUGUCAACUUCACCAUUUUUUAAGUCGGAUUGGUUCUGCGUUAAUUACUAAAGUAUUUAUUUUCAUAAAAGCGGUUUUCUCCGUUGGAAUUAAGUUUGGUUUGAUAAGUUUGAGCGUAUAUUUUUGUUCGUUUUUAAAGAUUUUAACUGAUAUGAUUACGUUAUUUACGUCAUUUAUUUUAAACGUCAUUAAUUAAUUUCAAGAUGUUUUUAUUAAAAGCCUGAUAUAAAUGCAUUUUGAUGUUUAAAAUUGUUCUUGUUUUUGAUAUUGUUCUCACUGAAAUGAGAGAUUUUUUUAUAAAUUAUAUUAUUUAAUUUUUAUUUCAAACAUUCCAGUUACUAUACUUGUUAUUUUAUUAAAAUUACUUAAAAUAAGCGGUAAAUUAUAAGAGAUUGUGUUGUCAAAAUUUACCUGAAGCUCUAAGACGACUCGAUUCAAUAUCAUCAAUACGACGAUACAAGAAGUUUUAAGAAUAAACUUAUAUACUGUCGGUUGUUAGCUUGGCGAUACAAACUCUUACUAUCAUUUCAUUAAAAAUAAAAUAAUACAUUGUCUUUGACAGGUAAAUUGACGUAUAUAUUUCUUUAUAUUAUAAUUUCAUUUCAAUAAAAACUAAUCUUAAGAUGGCGUCAAUGCCAUACCAUGUCAAUGUAAUGUAACAAAAGAAAAUAUGUUAAUAUUUGCGCCCUUAAGUAAAUAAAGUGAGUUUUUUUAAUAGUAGUUUUUAAAGUUGGGUUUUAUUUUUUGUAUUUGUGAAUUCAUUCGUACUGAGGGCGUUUAAUGUUUGUUAUUAAUUAAUAUAACCAACAUAACAUAAUUGGCCAUUUUAGUGCCGGUGUAAGUUUCCGAACGUGUAGUGACGCGCGUCACAUAUCGAUGGUAUGUCAUAGAUUAUCGAUAGUUCAGAAUUGUUAGUAGUGUUUGAAGAUUGUAUAUACGCUAUUAUAUAACAUAUAAAAUAGAAUGUUACUGACGUUGUCUAUAAACUCGUUGUUGAAGGUUGAAGUGUUGUUUCCGAUGUAAUGUAAAUUAACAUAUCACAUGAUAAUAAUUUAUUAUACUUUAAGAGUAAUUUUAGUUUGUAUUGUUUGCGGUAGCGGACUAAGAUACGUGUACAAGCAAUAAUAAUUUUUUCGCCAUCAUGGCCGAUAUUUGAUGUUGUGAUGUGUGCAAAACUUGGAGACACUAGUGUUUAUUAGAAUAUAUAUAUAUUGUAAUUAUUUAAUAAUUAGUGUUAGUUUAAAAAAUAUGUUUGAAACAUAAUAAUAUUACAAUAUUCAUAAUAUCGGCGCUCGGUAAUUGUGUACAGAAUAUAUUAUAUUAAUUUCUGACGACCUACCUCUGCUCGCUUCCAACUUUUUUUAAUUGUUGACAUAUAUUUAAGUACAUAGACAUUAGACAAGGAUGCAGAUAUAUAUAUAUAUAUAAUGCGAUAAUUUCACGUAAGUCCGACCAGGUGCAUAUUUAAUUUCGUGUAUAUUACUUUAUAUAUAAAACACUAGUGUCCGAGCUUUGUUAGUUAAGUUGUGUGUAAUGCUUGCGAGAAAUGGCUUUCAAUUAUUUUAAAUACUCAACAAUAUAAACAUAUCGUUUAAGUAAUAUAAGUUAUGUGAUCACAACUCAUUAUUAAGAUCACGAUGUUCACCGGUCUGUAGCUAAGUCUAGACUAGUAAGUUAUCGAUAGCUUGUCGACAGUUUCUCCUCACUAGCUUCAGCUGUACAUAUUAGCAUCUUUUGCUGUGUUAAAGUUGUUUCAAAAGCUAAAUUUUUUAAUAUAUUUACUUGUCAUUUUUCGAUAAAUUUUAUUGUUAAUAGCUUUUUUCGUCUAAUGUAAAUAUUCUUUAUUGUAUUGUGCCACCUAAGAUGAUCUCUCGCAAUAAUUUUCUGAAGAUUUUCAAACAUUUUACAAAACAUCUAUUUUCCUAUUUUGUAUAACCCGUAGCUUUCCCCGUAUAGUUCGUUAGCGAUCGGUGCGUUUGUUAUAAAAAUUAAUGUACUAAAAUUAUUAUAUGCCAUACGAUUUGUCUUCCAAUAAUGUUCUUGUAACAAUAGCGUAAAGUAUUGUAGCUUAGUAUAUACAUUAUGCGCGUGGUGGUUUAAUAUUACGUGGAAAUUAAACCUUCUAAAGGGAUACGACACCAAUAUAAAAGUUGAUAACCACCACCGAGUUAUAUCUAAGUGACAUAUCUCAAUAUUGUAAUUUAGUGCGUUCAUUUAUUGAAAUUGUCUUUAUGAAUAAAUGACGUCGAAAAUGU